AUGGGAAAGAAAGUGAAGAAGGAGAAUGAGGCUCCCUCUAAGGACACUCAGUUUGACCCCCUGCCCAUCGAGAGCAGGAAACCAGCCACAGUGGUUCUCAUGCUCAACUCCCUGGAAGAGGAGGUCUUGGCCAAAGCAUGUGAAGCAAUUCACACAUUUGCAAAGAAAGGAGAUGAGAACUGCAGCUCUCUGCUGGGACUGGGGGCUGUGGAGCCACUCUGCCAGCUCAUCUCCCACGAAGACAAGCUAGUGCGACGAAACGCAUUCAUGGCCCUGGGUGUCAUGGCUGCCAAUGGUGAUGUGAAGAGACUUCUGAAGAAAAUUGACGUUAUCCCUUCCGUCAUCGCCAAACUGUCACCUGAAGAGGACGUGGUGGUCCAGGAGUUUGCUACUCUGUGCCUGGUCUCCCUGUCAGUGGACUUCAGCUGUAAGGUCCAGAUCUUCACCAGCCAGGGCCUGGGGCCCCUCCUGCAGCUGCUGUCCAGCCCAGACCCCGACGUGAAGAAGAACUCAGCCGAGUGCAUCUGUAACCUGGUCCAGGACCUGCCCAGCAGGGAGGCGGUGUGGGGGCUGCAGGGGGUCCCUCCCUUGCUGGAGCUGCUGAGGUCAGAGUUCGUGGUGAUCCAGCAGCUGGGCCUGGCCUCCCUGGAGCUGCUGAGCCUGGACCCAGACACACGGGCCUGCCUGCGGGAGGAGCAGGGGCUGGCCAAGCUGCUGGAGCUGCUCGCCAACAAGGAGUGUGGGGACCUGCAUGUGGCUGCUCUGCGCGUGCUGUCCUCCUGCAUGCUGGAGGAGGCCAGUGUGCGAGUGCUGGCUGAGUCUGGGGGGAUGAGCACCCUGCUGCAGAUCCUCCUCUCCUCCCCCCAGCCUGCUGUCCAGGCCCUCGUCCUCACCUCCCUUGCCAGGGUCGCACACACCUCUGAGAAUCGCCAGCUGCUUCAUGAGCAGGCUGUGGAGCAGGUCCUGGUGGAGCUGCUGUGUGUGGAGAACGACAGCGUGAGGAUCGCUAGCUGUCAGGCUGUCGCUGCCAUGAGCCUCAGCAUGGCCAGCAGAGACACCUUCAGACACCUGGACGGCAUCCGCGCAGUGGUUAAGUUGCUAAGCAAUGAGGGGUCAGAGGUGAGAGAGGCCGCAGCCCUGGCCCUGUCCAACCUCACACACAACCACCAGCUCAAUGCCUAUGCGGCGUGCGAGGCGGAGGGAGAGCAGGGAUUGGUGCAGCUGCUGCAGGAUGGUUCUCUCGGGGGCGUGGCCCACGCGGCCGCCGCACUCUCCCACAUGGCCCAGCAGGAAGUGGUGCGAAGCAGCAUCCUGUCCCGCGGAGCCAUGCGGGCUCUGGUGGAGCCCCUCAGCUGCCCAGACACACACACCCUGCUGCACACCACCCAGGCCCUGGCUGCUCUGGCCUGCGAUGCUGACGGAAGGGCAGACCUUAGGAACGCCGGGGGCCUCGCUCCAUUGGUCAGGUUGCUACAGUCCAAUCACAAAGCAGUGAGGCGCAAUGCAUGCUGGGCCCUCAGCGUGUGCGCCAAUGACGAGGCCACGGCCGUGGAGCUGUGCAGCCUGGGGGCCCUGGAGCUGUUGCAGGACAUUAACUGUUCAGUGAACCGGAGGAGUACUUUCAGUGAGAGAGCCUUCCAGAAGCUUCUGGAUUUCAACCCUUCCCUCAAAUACAGCCUGACCGGCCAGCUGGGCUGCACAGACCUCAUCAGCGAUGGCUUCUACGACCCCGGACAGGCUCGUCCGGGACAGACAGUGCUGUCUCUGGAGGAGAUGUCUAAGCAGCCUCUCACCCAGCGCAGGGCUGUCAUCACCGUCAACACCAAGACCCUGCACACGGUCCCAGUGGAGCAGUCAGAGGAGAGGCUGCAGGACAUUCCUACUGACACACGCACCGCCUCGGCACUCAGCAGCAAGGCCAGCUGCAGGACGCCAAGUAAAGGGAAGGGUAAAGGGCGCAGGGAGGACGAGACCCUAACCCAACAGGAAGUCUCGACCCAACAGGAAGUCUCGCUUCCAGAGAAACCAUGGAUACUGCCCUUCGACUACGCCCUCCAGCGCCUGGUGUCUGAGGCGGCGGCCGUGCUUCCUCUGGCUGAGGAGGCGGAGCAGUACAGCGCUCUGGCCAGGCUGGUGAGCGAGGCGAUGGGCGGGGCUGUGGAGACUGACAGGCAGCAUGACUUCCUGUGGGAACUCCACAUCAGUGAGCUGAAGUUUGAGCUGCAGUCCAACAUCAUCCCUAUAGGCCGCAUCCGCCUGGGGACCUUUUACCACCGAGCCCUGCUCUACAAGGCCCUGGCUGACCGUAUUGGGCUGAGCUGUAGCCUGGAGCGGGGGGAAUAUAACCGGGCGUGGAACCAGGUGCUGCUCUCCAGCGGACCCCCCCAGGCCCCAGGCCCACUCCCCCCCCAGGCCCCAGGCCCACUCCCCCCCCAGGCCCCAGGCCCACUCCCCCCCCAGGCCCCAGGCCCACUCCCCCCCCAGUCCCCAGGCCCACUCCCCCCCCAGUCCCCACGGCCCCUGCCCCAGCGCAGGACUUACCUGGUGGACCUCCUGUACCAGCCUGGCAGGCUCCUGAGGAUCAACACCCCCGCAGCCAUUCACUACCAGACCAUCUAGACCCUCCACCCUCCCUCCACAUUCACUACAUCUAGACCCUCCACCCUCCCUCCACAUUCACUACAUCUAGACCCUCCACCCUCCCUCCACAUUCACUACAUCUAGACCCUCCACCCUCCCUCCACAUUCACUACAUCUAGACCCUCACUCUCCCUAAAAUGGCCAGUAGCAUUUUGAAUAACCAGUACUUUAGAAACAUCACAGUGCCUUAAUGCCAUUUAACUAUUUUCAUCUGAAAUCUGAACGACAGUACUUGUAUUAAAGUUUUGUUAAAUA
Messenger RNA from Osmerus eperlanus (European smelt), 2895 nucleotides. It is a transcript of the gene armc3, whose product is annotated as armadillo repeat containing 3. The coding region runs from base 1 to 2619 and encodes 872 amino acids. Gene Ontology annotation, molecular function: protein binding. The record is from RefSeq and is a predicted model, not a curated record. NCBI's taxonomy places the organism in Eukaryota, Metazoa, Chordata, Actinopteri, Osmeriformes, Osmeridae. The transcript is spliced from 17 exons.